This is a messenger RNA of Acytostelium subglobosum LB1, 969 nucleotides long. RefSeq lists its product as hypothetical. Gene Ontology annotation, cellular component: cytosol; nucleus. The transcript has 4 exons. Bases 1 to 969 code for a protein of 322 amino acids. The record is from RefSeq and is a predicted model, not a curated record. Lineage: Eukaryota; Evosea; Eumycetozoa; Acytosteliales; Acytosteliaceae. Gene Ontology annotation, biological process: protein deubiquitination; endoplasmic reticulum unfolded protein response. Gene Ontology annotation, molecular function: cysteine-type deubiquitinase activity.
AUGAGUAAUAACAUAGCAGUGAGAAUUAGAAGUAAGGCUGGUGUAGAGAAUAUAAGAUCAUUGGACAGUGCUACCACUACAAUUGCAACCUUUCAAUCAUUGAUUCAAGAGAAGACUGGUAUAGAGGUCGCAAGACAGAAGAUAUUGUGUGGCUAUCCUCCAGCAGCACUUGAUGUAACAGACAAAGAGCAGACAAUUGCAAAGUAUAUAACAAAUGGUGACACAAUAACAGUGGAGGAGAUUGCUGUUGCUGGUGGUGAAUCAAGUGUCCCAGCUUCUGCUACUACAGCCACUACUAAACCAGCAACGUCAUCAUCAUCAUCGAAUACCAGUGGACCUGAGGGAACAAUCGUAAGAAGAUUGACAGAGAAUGACAACAGUUGUUUGUUUAGUGCAGUGGCAUACGUAUUGGAGCAUAAGAACAGAGCAAAGGCAUCACAUCUAAGAUCAAUCAUUGUCAAUGUAGUUAAGCAGGAUCCAUUCACUUAUAAUGAAGGAUUCCUGGGGAUGGAUAACAGUAGCUAUUGCGCAUGGAUCACAAACCCAAAGCAUUGGGGUGGUGCAAUUGAGUUGUCCAUACUGUCCCAGCACUACAAGGUGGAGAUUGGUGCAUUCGAUAUAUCAACCAAGAUCCUGUACCGCUAUGGCGAGGACUGUAACUACAAAGAGAGGGUAUAUGUAGUUUAUGAUGGUAUACAUUAUGAUGCCUUGGCACUAUCACCGGUCAAGAUCCAUCCCUCUCCCGAGGAGUAUGACAUUACUAUAUUCUCAUCAAAUGACGCGACAACAUUGAAGAAAGCUACAUCAUUCAUCGAGAAGGAGAACAAGGAGGGCAAGUUCACAGAUACCAACAAGUUCCAGUUGAUAUGUUUAGACUGCAACAAAGUAUUGGUGGGCGAGAAGGAAGCAUCGAUGCAUGCAAUGGAGACAAAGCAUUCCAAAUUCACAGAGCUUAAGCAACGAGUAUAG